CUUGUUUUCUCUGUGGAGGUUCUCGGCGCAUCCAUAAACCGCGAAGACUUCAUGAAGCUCGCCGCCACAGCAUGUGUCCCCGCACAGAUCCUCCUGGUGCUUUUGGUACAUGUGGCGUCCACGAUCCCCCCGGGCUGCCCUGAGCGCUGUGUGUGUGAUGACCAGCAUGUUGUCCAGUGCGCUGAACAAGACCUCCGCAGAUUCCCAACGGGACUCCCGCUGACCACCCGCCAGCUCAUCCUGUCCAACAACCGCAUCUCUGAUUUACCCGCGCUCGAGCUCAAUUACCUGUCCGACCUCACCUAUUUGGACUGCAGCAAUAACUCCCUCACACACAUCUCCGAAUCCACAUUUGGGAACCUGAGGAAGCUGGCGUAUCUGGACCUGUCCUUCAAUUCCUUCUGUAGGAUAGAGGAGCAGACGUUCAGCGCGCUGGAGAGCCUGGUGAUGCUGAGACUCACAGAUAACCCCAGGCUCUCAGAGUUUCACCCUCUGGCUUUCUCGCAUGCCAGUGCUCUUCAGGUGCUGGAUAUCAGCAGGAACAACCUGAGCAGACUCAACGUGAGCUCCCUCAUGGCUCUAGGCGGGCUCCGGUCGCUCGGGCUCAGCGGGAACCCGUGGAUGUGCGCCUGCGACGCGGAGGAGCUCUGCUUGUGGAUGCACACGGACACCUUUAAGUUUCAAGAAGAGGGACAGACAGUGUGUGACAGUCCACCAUCCUUACGGGGUCAGCGUCUCUCAGAGUUGGGCCUUUGGCUGAGAAGACAGUGCCAUCCAGGACUGGCUCACCAGGACUACCUGUUCUUUGUGGCCAUUGGUUUUGUCAUCUUUGGAGUAGGGACAGUACUGGCAUGGGCAGCCGGCAUGAUGAUAGUGCUCUGUCAGCGCUGUGUCAGAUGGAGGAAGGACAGACCAAAUGUUGACAUGACCGUGGAGGAAAUUAAAACAGGACAAAUUGGGUAAGGGGAACUGAGAAAUACUUGAGCAUAAACCUAAAUCCUGGAGUGCUGACAGCAACAGGAAGUGAGGUGACAAUCAUUUUGACUGAGUGACAGAGGUAAAAUAUCAAGAUCAUGAGGCAGCUGACACGAGCUGUGUCCGAAAGCUGAAA
This is a messenger RNA of Labeo rohita (rohu), 1111 nucleotides long. Its product is annotated as leucine-rich repeat-containing protein 52. The transcript is spliced from 2 exons. Lineage: Eukaryota; Metazoa; Chordata; Actinopteri; Cypriniformes; Cyprinidae. The coding region runs from base 52 to 963 and encodes 303 amino acids. Gene Ontology annotation, cellular component: voltage-gated potassium channel complex. The record is from RefSeq and is a predicted model, not a curated record. Gene Ontology annotation, molecular function: voltage-gated potassium channel activity; transmembrane transporter binding; potassium channel activator activity.